This is a messenger RNA of Xenopus tropicalis (tropical clawed frog), 2265 nucleotides long. It is a transcript of the gene rundc3a, whose product is annotated as RUN domain containing 3A. Lineage: Eukaryota; Metazoa; Chordata; Amphibia; Anura; Pipidae. The record is from RefSeq and is marked provisional.
CCCUGUGACGUCACUUCUCCAGCUUCAGCACCAAGGACAGCAGCCUCUCCCCUGCGCUCCAUCCUUCGGCCGCUCUAUUCUCCCUGGGCCGCUCUCCUCACAAGAGGGGGACAGGCAGCCUGGAGGCCAGCGAGAGGAGGCGGGGAGGGGACCUGGGUGGAAGGGGAAAGCUGCAGCCCUGCUGGUGGUGGCGGAGGAGGAGUGGAGGGAUCAUUUGGGGAGGGGGGCCAGAAUCCUGUGCUGUGGAUGGAACCGAGCUUUAUCCAGUCGGCCAUGGCUCUGGGACUGCCAUCUAAGAAGGCCUCCUCCAGGAACAUUGCUGUGGAGAGAAAGAACCUACUGACUGUGUGCAGGUUCUCUGUGAAGACCCUGCUGGAGAAAUACACAGCGGAGCCCAUUGAUGAUUCGUCGGAGGAGUUUGUGAACUUUGCUGCUAUUUUGGAGCACAUCCUAAGCCAUCGCUUCAAAGGUCAUGUCAGCUGGUUUAGCACAGAUGGCCAGAGAGGAUUCUGGGAUUAUAUUCGCAUUGCCUGCAGCAAAGUCACAAACAACUGCAUUAGCAGCAUUGAAAAUAUGGAGAACAUUAGCAGUGCCAGGGCAAAGGGCCGGGCCUGGAUACGUCUUGCUCUUAUGGAGAAGCGGCUUUCAGAGUACAUAGUGACAGCUUUAAGGGACACCAGGACCACCAGACGCUUCUAUGAUGAUGGAGCCAUCUUGCUAAGAGAGGAAUCCUCUGUACUCACAGGAAUGCUUAUAGGUCUAAGUGCCAUUGACUUUAGUUUUUGCCUGAAAGGGGAAGGCAUCGAUGGAAAGACCCCGGCAGUGAUAGAUUAUACCCCUUACUUGAAGUUUACACAAAGUUAUGAUUACCUGAGUGAGGAAGACGACAGGGAGAGUGUGGGUGGCAGUAGCAGUGAGGACAGUUCCCCAGAACACCCCUAUUUGCCUUUGCUCACUGACGAGGAGAGCUGGUACAGCAAGUGGCGCAAGAUGGAGCAGAAAUUCCGUAUCGUCUAUGCACAAAAGGGUUACCUGGAGGAACUGGUCCGUCUGCGGGAAACUCAGCUGAAAAACCUGGAAGCUGAAAACAAGCGCCUGACCCAGAGGAUCAGUGAGCAGGCGGAGCAGAGUUUGCAGGAAAAGCAUCAGCUUGAGGGAGUCAUUCUGGAGCUACAAGAACAGCUCACUGGCCUUCUCCCUUCUGAAACUGCCCCAAUCAAACAGUUCACCCCGAGCCUUGGGGCCCCUCUCGUAAACCAGUGGCCCUCGCUGAGCACUCUUAAUGAUAAUGAGGCACCUGUUAACCCAUCGCUGUACAGGAGGCACAGCUUCUUGAGCACGGAACACCUCUCUGCCGAGCUUAGCCUGAGCUCGGAAUCCCAGAGGUUGGAUGGAAAACAAGACGGGGAGCCCUGGGGGCCUAUUGGAAAGGACCCAACACCCUCCAUGUUGGGCCUUUGUGGUUCUUUGGCCUCUAUUCCCAGCUGUAAAUCUCUGCCAAGUCUAAAAUCCAACGAAUGCCUUGUUAGCAACAGCAGCGAGACCAGCCCAACUGGGAGCCCAAGCUGAGUUUAUUAGCCCAUUACACCUUUUUUGCCUCAACUGAAGGAGCCCAGCUUUCCUAACCCUCAAUAAAAUUGGAAUUGGGCUCUAACAAGGAAAUCCAAAAUCAAUGCAUCGCCUACAAGACAUGGAGAAGUUCACCCAGCACAACCACAAUCCAUUACAUGCCAACAAGGGUAGAAGGACUUUAGAUCCCAGAAUCCCACAUGAUUCUCUGUUAGAAGUGUUGCUAAGAGCCUCAGCUGAAACCAUUACACACUGCACACAAAAUUCAUUAAAGGAGGACCAGAACCACUGAAAGACCAUUGAGUGUGGCCUAGUAACUAUGGAAUGAAAUCUUUCACUCAAGGCGUUGGUUUUCUCUGCUGACCAUGAUCAGCCUACAGUACAAAGUUCCAAUGAAGUUCUCCCACCAAAUCAGCACAUCUGUCAAGGUUGUGCCCUUGGCAAGCGCACACAUAAGGUAAAAUUAAAAGGUUCCAGUGAUCUAGAUCCAAGAUCUAGAACUUGCAAUGCUCAUCUCUAGUCUCUAUCACAUAACAUGGCAUUGACCUUUAGUUCAGAUCUCCAUUCAAUAUCUCUUUGGACAGUGACCCUCAUUAUCAUUAAUCCUGCUGGUGGGACCUUGGACCACCCCAGUAUGAAACCAUAAUGUGUUGUGUAUCUUAUUGUCACUGGAAUAAACUCUGGUUGUCAUGAAAA